AUGGGUGAUCGUCAGGUGAAUUACUCUUUGCCCUUUGCCAACCUACAUUCUCUGAGCAUCCCAUUGGGGAUGAAUCGGUCCGGUAGCCGCGACAGUUUCCUGACCGACAUGUCCAACGUCUCUGUGGCCAGUCUGAUGUCCGAGCGCAGCGCGCUGUCCGACCUGGAUACCGACGAGGCCCAACAGAAUGACUGCAUGUACGUCCGUUUUCCAUACGAUGAGUUGCUGAAGAUGGUUAAACCGUGCGGCAGCGACGACCUUGGCGACGGCGACGCUGACAGCAGCGGUGAUGGGCUCGGUGGCGGUCGUCGGUCUGAAGACUGCAGUCCCGGGGACAGUGGCCGAAAGAGCGAACCUAAGCGAAAGCUGUACGGUCAUGAGCCUCUGUCGAUCUUGCUUAGUCCAAACCUGUACCGAAGCUUCAGUUCCCCAGAACUGACCGAUGAAAGCAGUCGCGGCGAUGGGACCGAACACCGGCAACCGCCGGUUCAUAAUGGCACCCACAAAGUGACCGAUUCACCGGCACUUCCUCUGAAACGCUGCCUGUCGGAUGCAGUUCUGCUACGACGUUCCUCGAACGUCAUUUCACAGACAAAGUUUCGCAUCAGCCCAUACCGUAACAUGACGCCGACACAGGUGACCGAACUGAAGCUGCUGGUAGUCGAGGCGCUGGCCAGGACGGGUCACUUCCCAUCUUCUCCGGAUGUAGCGCGCCAGUUCGGUCAGCGGACGACGGCGCAAGAAAAAAGCACAAUGGUUCUCAACUGGCUGAAGACCAUGUACGAUCAUCUGAACGACAAUCUGAGCGCCUUCACCUUGCACUUGAAGAAUAAAUGA
Molecule: messenger RNA, 837 nt
Organism: Soboliphyme baturini
Lineage: Eukaryota; Metazoa; Nematoda; Enoplea; Dioctophymatida; Soboliphymatidae
Source: the annotation of a GenBank genome assembly